This is a messenger RNA of Mytilus trossulus (common blue mussel), 2702 nucleotides long. RefSeq lists its product as uncharacterized. The transcript has 23 exons. The record is from RefSeq and is a predicted model, not a curated record. NCBI's taxonomy places the organism in Eukaryota, Metazoa, Mollusca, Bivalvia, Mytilida, Mytilidae. Bases 85 to 2616 code for a protein of 843 amino acids.
AGAUUUAAACACCGAUGAGACGCAGACGAGCAAGUGCUUGGUAACGAAAGACGCUUUCUGAUUUUCUGUUUUUAUCUCAGAAAAAUGGAGCAACAAAACAAGAUGAAAGGGGGUUAUUCUCACGUGAAUUCAUAUGAAUUGAUGUGUUUGGAGAAUCAAGGAAAAGAUGGAUAUCAAAGUUCUGAGAGAAUCCUGAUGGCAUUCAAAGUGUUAGAUGACAUUGUACCCAAACUUGGAGUGUAUGCCCGACUGAUGGGUCGUAUUAAGGAGGAUUUACAUGCUUCAGUUUAUAGUUCAGAGUUAACAACAGGGCCAGAUGGUGUAGUUGUGAACCAGCCAUAUUUUACUUUGGUUCAGAGGACAUCAACAAAGGAAGCUGAUAAGAUAGAUAUGUUAAAUGAACAGUUAGAUACAGUGAAAAGGAGAUUGUUUGAAAAACACAAACAGUUUGAAGAAAGUCAACAGAAAAUUGAAGAAUUUGAAGAAAAUAUGGACAAUUUAGAAGAAAAAUCUCUUGGAUUGGAAAAGCUUGUAGCUAAUCAAAAGGCUGAAAUUCAGAAGCUUGAAGAGGAACUUCGAGAUGAGAAAGACAGAGCUGCGGACAUGGAGCACAGACUACAGGGAGAUAUACAUGACUUACAGGAUUCCAUUGAUGAAGGCAACCAAGAAAUAGAAACUUUGUCCAGAUACAAGAAAGGCUACGAUGACUUAUAUUUAGCCUUUCUAGAUACAGCAGAAAAUGAGUUCACAAAAAAGAGAAAGCAACCAGUUAUUUCCACAAAAAGGGCAAAUCUGAUCAACAAUAUUGAAUCAGCACAGAAACUUGAGGAACAAUUACAAACCGUGCUAAAUACAGCUGUCGAAGAAUUUGACAAAUUUCUAGAAGAACACAAGGAUGAAUUACAAAAGAUAGAAACCGGCAAAGAAGAUGUAACUGAAGCAGAAUUAGAAAUACAAGAGAUGGAUAUAGAACAAGCUGACCAGGAGCUUGAAGCUGUUCAGGAGAGAUUUAAAAACACAGUUGGUGAUAUAACUAAUGAGCUACAACUGUUGAAACAUCACAGUCUUACACUACAAGAUCAACUACAGAAACUAGAACUUAGUAAACCGUCACAUGGGAGAAAAGAAUUGAAAAUAUUAGAACCUGAGGGACUCACAAAGGGAGAUUCCAUUCUUUCCGCUGGAUUAGGAGAUGAAGAUGAAAAGAAUUCUGAACCAGAUCCAUUUAUUCCUCAGGAACAAGUCUUCAGUAAAUACGCUGCUAUGGUCUAUACUUCCAGUAACAAUGGGAAAUCAUUUGAUACAUUUAAAGAGGCAGACUUUUGUCCUAGCUGUGGAGAGAAGACUGUUAUUUGUCCACACAAGUUACCUGGUAGUGAGAAGGUCUUCAAGUUACCUCACAGUUGUACUCAUAUAAAAAUAUCACGUCCCAAGGUCAGGGUCAACAAGGAUAUUAUUGAAGAGAUAAUGAAACCAGUUAGUCCAGAAUACACCAUUGAUAUGGCUCCUAGUUCUGCAGAUACAUCAGGGUACCAGAGGAGACCAGUCACAGAUUCUGCUACCUCUAGAGGAAGUCCUAGUAUCAUGAGUAGUGAAGCACAUAUGCCUCAUUCUUUACACAGACUGUUUGAUGACUACAAGGACAGGACAAAUGUAGAAAGAAACAUUCCACGGCCAUUGCCUUUGGACAGGACUUUGUCACAGAUAGAACAGUUCUGGUCUUAUCUAAUGUGGACUGAUGAAAAUAUUGAUGAAAAGACAAUCAGGAAUUCUGUUUUGGAUUAUUUAUACAUGUUUAUGAAAGAACGUUACAUCAUUGAAGACAUCAUGUUUCUGUGUACACAUGAUUUCCUUUCAUCAGUAGCUGAGCACUCAGGAAAUGACAAGACUGUACAAGUGUUUGGGAACAUUUUAGCUGGUAAUUUAGAUGGAGCCUGUUUCAGAUACACCAUGUUACUGUGUGAUUUUAUUGAUCAAGUUGAAUGGAAAGAAGUUGAAGACUUCAGAGUAUUCGCUGGUAUAGCCUACAGGAGUAUGGAUGAUGAAGAUCUAGAGACAUUACAGAUGACCUAUACAUCAUUCAGUGAGAAUAAGAUUUCUGGACAACUUGUCUGUCAGUUUAUUAUGCAUUUGAUUCUCAAAUGUAGAGAACCAAGAGUGUUUGAUUUUGAGAACAAGUUACUGCCAUUUAAAACUCAUGAUGCCGGACAACAGGUGCUGACAGAGAAGGAAUUUAUGGACGCCAUUGAUCAGUUUGUUCCUCUGUCUAAUGAGAAGUUGAGGAAAAAGCUUUACUGGGAAUCAGAAACUGCUGUCAGAUUUGAUGGCUUACGGGAUGUGGUACCAAUAUCCAGACUGGCUCAAAUCACUGCAUACCUUGAUUUAGCUGAGUCAGCAAAUAUGAUCAAAUCAACAAUAGGAAAGAAAGUAGAGGAAGAGAGACAAAGACCGAAGUCUGCUGGUUCAGAGAAGGGUGUCCAUGAAUCUCAUGUUGUUCCACCAGGAGAGCCAUUAAUUAGUAUGACAUCUGUGAAAAACCUGGCUGUCAAUGUGUCAAGGAGGAAUAUGAUAAGGAAGGAGAGAUAUGAAAACCAAGAUGAGGGCGACUGGUAUUAAUUAACAGUUCAUUCAAGAAUUAAUGAUUGUAACCUUAAGGUUAUAGAACUGUGUGAUAUAUGAAUUGUAGUUGACAUGAUUAAAGA